AUGAAUCCUAACUUUCUCCUCGCCCUGCCAUUGCCUAUCCGCCAAAAAAUCUACACAGAAUACCUAGGCUUCGAACAGUUCCACCAAUGCGACUUCAACAGCGUAAACGACCUAGCCUCUGUAGGCGAAUGGUCCGCUCGCCAGCGCCGUUCCAACAAACCACCAUUGAGCACACUCCAGUGCUUUGACUGUGGCUUUAAAUCUUGUUCCCGGUGCAAGCAUCGCUUGGCGAAUCAGCUGUUCUAUGUUUCGAGGAAUGUGUCUGAGGAUGCACGGUCGAUUUUCUAUUCCAGCAAUCGGUUCUCCGUGGAUAGUGAUAGGUACUCUAGGCUUCUGCUGCUGAGGUAUCUUACGCCUACGGUGUUGAGGGCUUUGAGGUCAAUCCGGGUUGGGGUGGAGCCUGGGCGAGAGCGCAGUGAAUACAUCUUCAGUAUGUAUCAGGAGAGACAGUGCGAUGCGAAUUACAUCGACAAGGUUCGUUGGGAGGAACAGGCCAAGAAGCAAGAGGUUUUGCCUGACUGGCUUGAUUUUUGCUCGAGGCUAGCUGCGCAUGUGAAGCCAGAUCAGCUGGAGCUUAGCGUUUCUGGUAGUUUCUUUGAUAUCGAUACGACGCGGGAAUUUCUGAAUCCAUUGCUCGAUCUGCCGCGUUUGAGGGACUGCUCUAUCUACACUGGACUUGUUCAUGGUAAGGAGUUGCAGUUGUUUGUCGAGGAUAUCGUCAAGAGGGCUACCACACGACAAAAAGGCUAUAACAAAGACACGACCGGAUUCCCAUUCACCAAGCUUCCAGGCGAGAUCCAACUCCGAAUCCUGAAGUAUACGGAUCUAAUAUCCCCCGACGUCCUUGCCUGGAUACCCCCCAUGGGCUUCGUCCCCCGAGGAUGUGAAACCGAAAAAUGCGAGGGAACACUAUUUGUCUUCUACCUGUGGAAUCGAUUCUCCCUGAGACUCAGCCGUCCAUGGUUUAACCUCGACUAUAAUCUGUUGGCCCCUCGCAACUUCAAAAACGAUCCGUUGUACCUCCUAACCCCGUUCCCCGAAUACUGUCUUCAAUAUCUCCAGCAUCUCGAAUGGUACGUCGACUUCCCCGAGAUCGAAUCCCUCCUUCCAGGCGGGGAAAACCACGGUUUCUGGCUUGAGGUGCUGGACCUGCUUUCUCAACAUACGUCCCCGCACCAAUUAACCCUCAUCCUGGAUAUGUCGCUCGAAGCAUACCAUCAGAGAUUCUCCUUUAAUCUACCGGGGGAACCUGGCUACAAGGAUCCCACAAAGGAGAAAUGGGAGUGUUACCGGGAGAUAAUCAAGCCUGUGGCGACUAGGUUACGGGGAUUAAAGGAUUUCUUUCUGAGACUUUCUUGGCCAGUGCAGACUGCCAAGGUAAAGGCAAGGGAUGCGAUGGAGGCGGAGCUGGAGAGGGCGGUUAUGGGAGAGGAAUAUGAUAGUUUUAAAAGGGGGAAGACGUUGACGAAUUCGGUUUGAUGCGAGAUGCGUGGGCUGUUGAUCUAUAGGAUGGUCGACUGUAUAUAUGCGGUGCUAUUGUUCCUGGUCUGAAGGAUCACAGGAUUCGAUAGGUCUACAUUGAUAUCUUCUGAUUCGUUCGAAUAUAAAAAUAGUAAACACCAAAUAUAUCUAUAGCAGCCAAGGACAAACUGGAUGAGUCCGGU
This is a messenger RNA of Aspergillus glaucus CBS 516.65, 1664 nucleotides long. RefSeq lists its product as uncharacterized. The transcript is spliced from 2 exons. NCBI's taxonomy places the organism in Eukaryota, Fungi, Ascomycota, Eurotiomycetes, Eurotiales, Aspergillaceae. Bases 1 to 1479 code for a protein of 492 amino acids. The record is from RefSeq and is a predicted model, not a curated record.